AUGUUCUUGCAAAGAUAUCUCAUUAGUCUCUCCAUAGAAAACAGAAUUGUCUCGUAUUAUCUCUCGGAAGAAUGUUCUUUGCAAAGAUAUCUCAUUAGUCUCUCCAUAGAAAACAGAAUUGUCUCGUAUCUCUCGGAAGAAUGUUCUUGCCAAAUAUCUCUAUCUCUCAUAGAAACAUGUCUCAUUAGUCUCUCUCAGCCUCUCUAUAGAAAACGAUUGUCUCGUAUCUCUCUCGGAAGAAUGUUCUUGCAAGAUAUCUCAUUAGUCUCCAUGAAAACAGAAUUGUCUCGUAUUAUCUCUCGGAAGAAUGUUCUUGCAAGCUAUCUCAUUAGUCUCUCCAUAGAAAACAGAAUUGUCUCGUAUUAUCUCUCGGAAGAAUGUUCUUUUGAAUAUCUCAUUAGUCUCUCCAUAGAAAACAGAAUUGUCUCGUAUUAUCUCUCGGAAGAAUGUUCUUUGCAAGAUAUCUCAUUAGUCUCUCCAUAG
Molecule: messenger RNA, 483 nt
Organism: Acanthosepion pharaonis
Lineage: Eukaryota; Metazoa; Mollusca; Cephalopoda; Sepiida; Sepiidae
Source: the annotation of a GenBank genome assembly